UUAGAUCGACAGCUAAUAGAUAGAUCCGUGUAAAGAAAAAAAAAAGCAGCGAAAAAAAAAAAUAUCGCGGGAGUAUAUAAACCGCCACAACUUAAGCUAGAAAACAAGCUUCUCGUUUCCCUCUCACACAACUUUCCAAUCGAUUCGAGAUUUCAUAUCUUCCUUCCAAUCGAGAAACGAAAGAGAUGGCCGGUCGUGGUCAUGGUGGUGGUGGAUCGCCCAAAUCAAACGAAUUCGUUAUUUGCGAGGGAUGCAACAAGAACGUAGCUGUUGCUUUUAUAAGUAUGCACAGUUGCAGCCGCCUCGACGCCAAAAUUCGAUUCAAACUCGAAUCCAAAGUUGCUGAGACGCAAACUGAGUCUAAGAAGAAAAAGCCUCCUACAGCUUUUUAUAUUUUCAUGAGUGAUUUUCGCAAAACUUACCAAAAAGAGAAUCCAUAUGUUAACCUUAAGGAUGUUCCAAAGCUUGGUGGUGAAAAGUGGAAGUCUUUCACUUCGGACGAGAAGCAAGUUUAUUGGGAUAGUGCUGCUCAGCUUAUGAGAGGAUAUAACAUGUCGCUUGAGAGCAGCGAAUCUGAUGAGGAAGACGAGUAUUAGACGAGGAUGUGUAUGAUUGCUGAGGUGAAUUACAAAAGAAGAUGAAGGUUAAUAAGACCAGGAGGAAGAGAUUCAUGUAGAAGUGGAAGUUAUUGUUUGGUUUUACUUAUUUACAUGUUCUGCUGGUUUGAACCAAAGUGAUUAAUAAUUUAUUUUAGAUUAUAACAGAA
Messenger RNA from Raphanus sativus (radish), 766 nucleotides. Its product is annotated as high mobility group B protein 7. The record is from RefSeq and is a predicted model, not a curated record. NCBI's taxonomy places the organism in Eukaryota, Viridiplantae, Streptophyta, Magnoliopsida, Brassicales, Brassicaceae. Bases 186 to 596 code for a protein of 136 amino acids. The transcript has 8 exons.